AUUUUGUGUUGAUUAUUAGUAUGAAAACCAAGUGUAUUUAAUUUGAAGAAUAAGCAUAGAGAAUCUGUGUCCACUAAACAGUGUUGUUUAGCUAGUGGUUCUGUUUUGGUCUUCUCCAUGUUUGUAAGUUGAGUAGUUGACGAGUCCAAACUCACAAAGAAGCAGACCACCACUCCACCACCACCGCCUUCAAUAACUACAUAAUGUGACAGUAGCUCAGAUCUCUCUUUCUCUCUCUGCAUCCAUGAAAUGAAAACCAUGCUCAGAUUCAUGCUCCUCAUCUCUCUCCUCUCUCUAUCCGAAUCAUCACCGUGCAGCAACACCUCAGACCGCGCCCUGCUCGCCAAGGCAUUCGCCUCCGUUUCCGGCUUCGAACCUUCCUGGUUCUUCAACACCAGCUGCUCCGUCUCCCAAAUCAACCUCUCCUCCAGAAACCUCACCGGCGCUAUCUCAUGGAAACACCUCACAAACAUCACGCACCUGCGCGCCUUAGAUCUCUCCGCCAAUCGUCUCACCGGCUCCGUCCCGCCUUCUCUUUGGCUUCUCCCCAACUUAGCCGAAAUCAACCUCUCCAACAACCGCCUCGGCGGCGCCGCCGGACUUCCUAAACCGGCCUCGCUCAGCUCUUCGCCGCUUCGGAAGAUCGAUCUCUCCUUUAAUAGGUUUAGAAACUUCACUUAUCUCUCCAAUUUUCCUAAUCUCACCUCUCUCAAUCUCUCCGGUAAUGAUUUUCGAGUUGCGCUUCCCCUUUGGUUCACCAACCUAACUAAUCUUCAAUCUCUCGACAUAUCCGGCUGCAAUAUUUCGGGGAAUUUAAGCCCGAUUUCUGGUCUUAAAUCCUUGAAACACUUGGAUAUUUCGAUCAAUCGUUUUACCGGUAAUUUCCCGGCCGAUAUUCCGUCUUUAGUUAAUCUGAGUUUCUUCAACAUCUCGUUCAAUAAUGUGUCGGGUUUUCUGGACUCAAAAUACGUCCACAAAUUCGGCAGUUCCGCUUUCAUUCACGCCGGCAAUCUCACCACUCGAAACAAAACCGCCGCCGCCACCACCACCACCGCCACCGCCCCCGACUUGCAUAUAAAACCUAACCCGCCCACUCUCCGCCAUAAGCCGCCGCCUCAAAACCAAGAAAUAGACCUCAGCCCCGCGAAGAAACCCAGACCGAGAUCGAAAACUCGGAAAACCAUAAUCCUGGGCGCGUCGCUAGGUUCAUCCAUCGCCGCCGUGGCCGUGGCCGUCCUGGCAUAUUACAGGUGCAGGAAUAGGAGCAGAGCGAGGCAGAGCAAAUGGUCAAUCUCCACGCCGAUCCAGACCCCGUUCAGGAUGGAGAAAUCGGGCCCGUUUUCGUUCGAAACAGAGUCCGGGUCGUCGUGGGUAGCCGACAUCAAAGAGCCGACGUCGGCCGCCGUGGUUAUGUUCGAGAAGCCAUUGAUGAACCUGACGUUCAAGGACCUCAUCGCUGCCACGUCACACUUCGGCAAAGAAUCCCUCCUCGCAGAAGGAAGGUGCGGGCCCCUCUACCGCGCCGUGCUGCCCGGCGAUAUCCACGUGGCAAUCAAGGUUCUCGAAAAUGCCAGGAGCCUCAGUCGCGAUGACGCUGCCGCCAUGUUUGAAGACUUCUCGAGGCUCAAACACCCUAAUCUGCUGCCUGUCUCUGGCUACUGCAUUGCAGGUAAAGAAAAGUUGGUGUUGUACGAGUUCAUGGCCAACGGCGAUCUCCACCGUUGGCUGCACGAGCUCCCAACGGGGGCGCCCAACGUGGAGGACUGGAGCGGCGACACGUGGGAAAUCCAGAGUGGGGCCGGGGAUGGGCCCCAGCACACCUCGCCCGAGAAGAUGGAGUGGCACACGCGCCACCGGAUCGCCGUCGGGGUGGCGCGUGGGCUCGCCUACCUCCACCACGCCCGGUCGAAGCCCGUCGUGCACGGGCAUCUAGUGCCGUCCAACAUCCUGCUGGCCGACGACCUCGAGCCGCGGAUCACCGACUUCGCGGCGAGCCAGGACCAGGUCGCGGGGUCCACCGAGGAUGACGUGUACAGCUUCGGCGUGGUGCUGGUGGAGCUGUUGACCGGUCAACGGGGCUCGUGCCAUGCCGUGGAUUGGGUGAGGAGGCUGGUGAAGGACGGGGAAGGGGCGAACGCGCUCGACUCGCGGCUGAGAGGCUGCGGCGACUCGGUGAGUCAGAUGGUGGAGUGCCUCCGAGUCGGGUACUUGUGCACGGCGGAGGCGCCGGAGAAGAGGCCCACCAUGCAGCAAGUUUUGGGCUUGCUCAAAGAUAUACAUCCUACUCCCUUGGAAAUUACUUGACAUAAAAAAUUGAGGCGUUUAAUUUUUUAGAUUUGAAUUACUACGUUUAAAUCUAUAUAAUUAAACUCUCCUAUUAUUGAGCGUGACUUCGAAUCAAUGAAUUGGUGUAGUAUAUCAUGUAAGCGCUUAAUAGGAUUUCUUGAAAUGUACAAUCAUUUUGUGGAAAAUCAGCGCUUUCAAUUUUUUUGGCUUGUAAAUUACUAGCAUAUUUUAUGGCACUUCACAUCUCAUAGAU
Salvia miltiorrhiza (redroot sage) is the source of this 2539-nucleotide messenger RNA. Its product is annotated as calmodulin-binding receptor kinase CaMRLK. Gene Ontology annotation, molecular function: protein kinase activity; protein binding; ATP binding. The transcript is spliced from 2 exons. Gene Ontology annotation, biological process: protein phosphorylation. Lineage: Eukaryota; Viridiplantae; Streptophyta; Magnoliopsida; Lamiales; Lamiaceae. Bases 250 to 2304 code for a protein of 684 amino acids. The record is from RefSeq and is a predicted model, not a curated record.